Exophiala bonariae is the source of this 1389-nucleotide messenger RNA. RefSeq lists its product as uncharacterized. Gene Ontology annotation, biological process: mRNA destabilization. Lineage: Eukaryota; Fungi; Ascomycota; Eurotiomycetes; Chaetothyriales; Herpotrichiellaceae. Gene Ontology annotation, cellular component: cytoplasm. The record is from RefSeq and is a predicted model, not a curated record. Bases 1 to 1389 code for a protein of 462 amino acids. Gene Ontology annotation, molecular function: mRNA binding; N6-methyladenosine-containing RNA reader activity. The transcript has 3 exons.
AUGGUUUCCAAAAGAUACUUCGACACCUUUGACGAACAAUCGCUUUCUAUCAAGCUUGGUUUUACUUAUUAUGACGAGAUCAUGUCCGGUCGACAUGCAUUCAACGCACCACAAGCUCCCCCACCCAAACGGAGGUCGCCACCCAAGGAAGUAUCGAAGACCUGGGGCGAGCACGCCCUAUGGGUCGGUAACAUCGCACCAGAGGCAACGGUGAUGAGUCUGAGGGACUACUUCUCAAAAGCUGCUCCUUACCGUGUACUGAGUGUUGCAUACAAUCCUGACGCCAAAUACGCAUUCGUCAACUUUACUUCAGAAGCUAGUCGCGCUGCAGCCAUCACCCAUGCAGCCGUCAAUAUGUUCGAAGGAAAACGUCUUGACUGUAGAAUUCGACAAGGCUCUAUGUCCAGAUCAACAAAGGUUCAUUAUGGCGUGAGUUAUCCAGGCCGUGCUUCGUUCACGGUCUCUUCACAGCAAGGGAAUAGCAUUGAGCAACAAGCACAAGAGCUUCUUCAUUUCCCCGAAGUAUUGCAAGCCGAAUGGGGUGGGGACAAGUAUUUCAUUCUCAAGAGCUUUUCAUUGGAAGCACUUUCACGAAGUAUCGAAACGGGUCAGUGGUAUAUUCCAAAGAGACACUGCACCCGACUCAAUAUAGCAUUCAAGAGUGCACGCAGGGUAUAUUUCGUCUUUUCGGUCAAUGGAUCCGGCUCAUUUGCAGGUGUUGCCCUGAUGAAGUCGGAAACACGCCAAGAGUCUGCCAGACCUAAACAUCAGAACGACAUUCAUAGAACAACAUCGACUGGGAGUGAAGGAUCCAUUCGUCCGUCAUCAGUAUCAGACUCUAGUUCACCAAGCGCAGGGAUGAAAAUUCCAACAGUAAGCUCCGAUAGCUUUGCUGCUGGUACGAUAUGUUAUGAGCCGGAGAGGAGAAGGAUCGUGUGGGAAGCUGUACAAGACUCGGACCAAAACUCGGAAGACGAUGACAGCAGCUCUUUCUCAAGCUCCCCAACCAGAAGCUUCGUCCAGUCACCGUGGCAAACCACAUUUGACUCAAGAGACUCAUUGGGUCGUACUCAAAGCAACACCCCUCCAACACCCCACACUCUUGCAUUCGACUCGGAAUCAAUCAAAGCAUUAUGGAAUGCUGAUGAGUGGCCUGUCCAGUCUAAUCAGGCCCUCUUGUUAUCAAAACUCGAACAAUUUGGCAAUCCGUGCCAAAUCAAAUGGCUUUCGACGAAAGAGAUUCCUUUUGAAGAAGUUAGAGGAAUUAAGAACGCCUGGAAUAGUAACAAGGAAGUUCACGUGGCUAGAAAUGUCACGGCAGUCGAAACGAAUGCCGCUUCAUAUUUACUACAGUCUUGGAACAUUAACACAGACGACGCUACCGAUUGA